Molecule: messenger RNA, 114 nt
Organism: Phytophthora nicotianae INRA-310
Lineage: Eukaryota; Oomycota; Peronosporomycetes; Peronosporales; Peronosporaceae
Exons: 1
Coding region: 1-114 (37 amino acids)
Source: RefSeq, a predicted model, not a curated record
AUGGUUCUUACCACACGACCCGGCAGCGCCUACACCAACGCCCAGAUCUCGGGGUUCUACUUCCGACCGUGUCGUGGCGAGUAUGACGAGGUGAUCCUCGAAUACUUCCGCUGA